UUCCUACCAGCACAGUUUGGAACCUACUAUAAAACCCAACGCUGGACGCCCAUCGCUACAUUAGAAGAUAUAGAGAGAGAAGCAUCUAUUAUUCAUACUUUCAUAUUUCUAUCCGGAUAAAGUCCCCUCAGUGCACGUCGGAACUUCUGACGACUUAGCUUAGCUCGCUGGCAGCUAACAAAGACACACGCUAGUUAUCAACGCAAAGUACAAGUUCGAGUGUCGAACCUUGUUCACUCUCGUGUGAAAAUGUGCGCGAAACGCGUGAAAGAAGAAGAGUACGAGGAGGAAGUCUGUGCGCAGAAAGCGAGCGAGCGACGAGGUCAACAACGACUGGACGCCGUCUGCAAGAAGUCUCGAGUGGAGCCCCGCGGAAAAGACUGCACGGAAGAGGAUCUUCAUUUUGAGCAGCGGGAGCCCGAUCGCCCUCAAAUUCAGGAUGGCCAGCCGCAGGAGGAUAUCACAGCGUUUCCAUCGACUGGCAUCGUCGUCAAGAGUGAAGAAGAGGAGGAAGAGGCUCUCCGCAAUCAAGGGGAAGCGCAGCUGCGGUCUCCUGGCAUGAAACAGGAACAGGAUGAAGAGCCCCUACACCUAAAAGAGGAAGAGGGGGAUCUCACAGGGUGGCCCGUGACCUUUGCCCCUUUGAAGAGCGAAGAUGGUGAGGAUGAAGGUCAACGUUGGGAGAGCAGGGCGGCGGGGCUUCUCAGCGGCGGCGGGAGCUCAAAUCAACGGGGGACAGCAGAAGGUGAUGGCACGUCACAAACAGAUGGCCUCCUCGCUCCAUUAUCAGAUAGCGACCCCGCGACGUCACACACCGAUGACGACGACAACGAUGAAUCUGAUGAAGCUGCGACGGCAUUUCAUACCGACAGCAAGCGCUGUAAAUGCCGUCAGUGUGGGAAAACCUUUGCGGACCGCUGGGUUUUGAAACGGCACAUGAGAAUACACACCGGUGAGAAACAUUUUGCCUGCUCGGUUUGCAGUCAGAGGUUCGCGUAUAAGAGUCAUUUGACAAAACACACCAUCACGCACACCGGCGAGAAACCUUUUGCCUGCUCAGUUUGCGGCCAACGAUUCUCCGUCAAGAGAGACUUAAGAAAUCACACCAGAAUCCACAGUGGGGAGAAACCUUUUUCCUGCUCGGACUGUGGUCAGAGAUUCUCUCUGAAGGGAAACUUAACGAUACACUCCAGAACACAUACGGGGGAGAAACCUUUUGCCUGCUCUCUGUGCGCUCAAAGAUUCUCCCAUAAAAGUCAACUGACCGUGCACACUAGGACUCACACCGGUGAGAGACCGUACGCGUGCGCAAUCUGUGGUCAGAGUUUCUCUGAAAACAAAGAUUUGAGGGAACACUUAAAAACGCACACUGGCGAGAAACCUUACGCCUGCGCCGUUUGCGGCAACAGUUUCUCUUACAAGGGACAUUUGACCAUCCACACCAAAAUACAUACUGGGGAGAAGCCCUUCACCUGCUCAAUUUGUGGCCAAAUCUUUACUCGCAGAGAUGAUUUGACGAGCCACACGAGAACACACACGCAGUAAGUCGAGAAGGCCGUGACAUGCCCGCCUGCCGACUCCAUGCACUUGUACCGUAUGCAGGCUACGUUGUGUCUGAGAGAAUGCAGACGAAUAAACAGCUGAAAGGGAA
This is a messenger RNA of Hippocampus comes (tiger tail seahorse), 1651 nucleotides long. RefSeq names its product zinc finger protein OZF-like. The record is from RefSeq and is a predicted model, not a curated record. NCBI's taxonomy places the organism in Eukaryota, Metazoa, Chordata, Actinopteri, Syngnathiformes, Syngnathidae. Gene Ontology annotation, biological process: regulation of transcription by RNA polymerase II. Gene Ontology annotation, cellular component: nucleus. Gene Ontology annotation, molecular function: RNA polymerase II cis-regulatory region sequence-specific DNA binding; DNA-binding transcription factor activity, RNA polymerase II-specific. The transcript is spliced from 4 exons. Bases 250 to 1545 code for a protein of 431 amino acids.